AAAAUGUGUUUGACGAAUUCAGGUAUGAAUCUAUCAAAAGACAAGUGAAGAUCCGAAACAAACCAAUGAAAAAGGUCAGUGAUUUCAUUUCUCAUACAACUUUUAAGAGCAAAAUGUCUCGAAAAAUCAACAACAUCAAUGAAAAGUUGAGGGCUAUCAAUAAGUUAGCCAAAAACCUCGGUCUCCAAUCACUCAUGGUUCCUCCUCGGCAAAUACUACCAAUUCGUGAAACAGAUUCCAUAGUAGUUUCUUCGGAGGUUGUUGGUAGAGACAGCGAUGUUGAAGUGAUAAAGAGAAAGAUGUUGAACAUCAGAGAGGAUGUUGUUCUGUGCACCAUUCCCAUAGUUGGUAUGGGGGGUUUAGGCAAAACAACUAUGGCUAAGAGAAUUUUCAAUGAUGAACAGAUCUUGAAACACUUUGAAAAGAGAGUUUGGUUGUGUCUACCUGAAAUGUCAGAAAUUAAGAGCUUUAUUCAACUGAUCCUUGAAUCCUUGACAAAGAGGAAAGUUGAGGUCCAAAGUAGAGAUAUAAUAGUCAAGACGCUACAAGAUGAAUUGGCAGGAAGAAAGUAUUUGAUUGUCCUGGAUGAUUUUUGGCGUGUUGACUCUACAUUAUGGGAUGAGUUUGUGAACACCUUGCGAGGAAUACAUACAUCCCGAGGAAACUUCAUUCUUGUGACUACUCGUAUGAACAGGUGGCGUCCACAGUAGCAGCAGCAGCUCCUCAUAGGUUGGAAAAAUUAGCAAAAGAUCAUUGUUGGUCCAUUUUCAAACAAAGAGCAUUUGUUGAUGUGGAAGUUCCAGAGGAAAUAGUGAUCAUGGAGAACAGGAUUGUGGAAAUGUGUCAAGGUCUACCAUUGGCGGCAAGUGUGUUGGGAGGCCUUUUACGCAACAAGCAAAAACAUGAAUGGCAGGCAAUUCUUGAUGGAAACCCCCUUGUUGCAGGUGAAGAUGAUAACAGAGAAAAUAGCGUUAAGAAAAUCCUAAAACUCAGCUAUGAUUAUCUACCAUCUCCACAUCUGAAAAAAUGCUUUGCUUACUUUGCAAUGUUUCCAAAAGAUUUUGAGUUUGAAAAGGACCAACUAAUCCAACUCUGGAUGGCAGAAGGCUUUCUUCAUCCAUGUCAAGAGAUCACUGUAAUGGAAGACAUCGGGUACUAGUUCUUUCAGCUCUUGUUGCGAAAUUCCUUGCUGCAAGAUGUUAAGUUAGAUAAGCAAAACAACAUAACACACUGUAAGAUGCACGAUCUUGUGCAUGAUUUGGCUG
Messenger RNA from Solanum verrucosum, 1265 nucleotides. RefSeq names its product disease resistance protein RGA2-like. Bases 66 to 710 code for a protein of 214 amino acids. Gene Ontology annotation, molecular function: ADP binding. The transcript is spliced from 2 exons. Gene Ontology annotation, biological process: defense response to fungus. The record is from RefSeq and is a predicted model, not a curated record. Lineage: Eukaryota; Viridiplantae; Streptophyta; Magnoliopsida; Solanales; Solanaceae.